Molecule: messenger RNA, 1386 nt
Organism: Kwoniella shivajii
Lineage: Eukaryota; Fungi; Basidiomycota; Tremellomycetes; Tremellales; Cryptococcaceae
Exons: 12
Coding region: 1-1386 (461 amino acids)
Biological process (GO): proteolysis
Molecular function (GO): aspartic-type endopeptidase activity
Source: RefSeq, a predicted model, not a curated record
AUGACCAAGCACGAGGCAUCGUCUAAUGGUCUACCUCCCAUCGCAAGAACUCUUGAUUCCAUACAAAAAUGGAAAGACGGUAGUUAUUAUCAAGGCUCAAUAGAAGAGAGAGCAAUCAUCCUAAAAAUGACGCCACAUAGCCCAUCGGCAGACCUGGAGAAGAGGCAAGAGGUGAAUAAUGCCGCAAGCUCAGCUACCAUCAGCAACCCAUACGCUUUCCCUACUGAUCAGAACUCUAACACCUUCUCUCAAACAAACAGUGUCGUACUAAGCGCUGCUGUUCCCUCAGCUACCCAGAUUGUUGCGGUUCAGGAUCACUCAGCAACAGCCGCUGCUGCAACUGGUGUCAAUAAUCCUAUAACAAAUCUCGAAGCCGAUGAUAUCACAGGUGCAGGAACCAUAUACACAAUCGAUGUCAUAGUGGAAGGUGUAACCAUGCCAGUCCACAUAGAUACCGGAUCGUCGCAAUUUUGGGUAGCUCAUGAUAGCUGCGCCGCCUGCAAACAAGGUGGAAUGCAGACUAUCAAUACUGCACUGCCUGAUGACUGUUCCACGAAUAACUACACCGUCAAUUAUGCAAUCGGUCAGGUUACGGGGUGCUUUGUCAGUACCUCACUGACUCUAGGGGAAGACACCCUUCAUAACUAUUCCAUCCUCGCGGUGACUUCUGUAAGUGGGGAUACUGCAUCGCAAGGUGUCUAUCUAAGCGGAUUGAUAGGCCUCGCCAGCGCUGGUCAAACUCCGAAUGGCUCCCCUACCGUAGUAUCGGCCCUAUAUCAGCAGGGCUUAAUCCAAGCCCCUGUUGUUGGUUUCUAUUUGCCACGAUCUGGCGAUAAUUUGGAGAGCGAGAUUACUUUCGGCGAUCCCACUACUAGCGAACAUGCAGAUCCUUCCCAUUUUGUCAACCUGACCAGGCAGGGCAACGAGAACGGUCUCUACAUCGUUCAAAUGGACUCGCUCAACAUCAAUGGGAAUGCUGUUACCAACAGUCUCAACCAAAAAGUCUACUUAGAUACAGGAGCAUCGGCAAUCGCAGUACCUUUUAGUACUCUCAGCGAAGUAUGGAAUUCUACAUAUGGAUACUUCAUCGAUGUUAAAGAUCAAGCUCAACUUGGCAACGCCACUGUACCAUGUCCGAACGAGCACGGUAAAAACCACGCUCAGGGUCUUUCAGUCAUGUUUGGAGGAAUCAGCUUCGACGUUCCAUAUGAAGAUCUAGUUGCCGAGGAUGAGGCAGGGCAGUGUUGGCCAUUGAUCACAACAUUAGCGUCUAUCGACAAUAUGUGGCUUUUAGGAGAUGCUUUCUUACAUAACGUGUAUCACUCGGUCGAUGUUGAGACAGGCCAGGUCACAAUAUUUGGCCUCUCCCAAGGUGGCUCAAGUUGA